Salvia splendens (bonfire salvia) is the source of this 1014-nucleotide messenger RNA. RefSeq lists its product as uncharacterized. NCBI's taxonomy places the organism in Eukaryota, Viridiplantae, Streptophyta, Magnoliopsida, Lamiales, Lamiaceae. The transcript is spliced from 2 exons. The coding region runs from base 222 to 743 and encodes 173 amino acids. The record is from RefSeq and is a predicted model, not a curated record.
AGUUUAAUAGCAGUAGGAAAUGGCUUUAAAUAGCCUAACAAGGAAGACAAAGUCGUCUGUACAACUGAAACAGGAAAAUAAGGAAACAUAGCAUAAAAAUCUCAAACAACUUCUUGACUCCAACAGACUCCAACAGACUUGGAGCAUUAUUCUUGACCAACGACUGAUUCAAAUCCAACACUUUCUUUCUCUCUAAGCUCUCUAAGCUUGGGGCUGUGAGAAUGUAUGCCAGAAUGUCAGCCAAAAAUGAAAAAGCAAGAAUCCAUCUCUACAAAUGCAACAGGGGGCAGAGAUGGUGCAAGGGAAAUGGGAUGAGAAGCCAUGAAGCCGUGCAAGAACAUUGGAGGAAAUGUCACAAGGUUGUUUCGGGUAGAACCUGCCGAGCUUGCGGAAACUACAUCGAGGAGGGGCUUCCUUGCCGAAGCUUUGAGCCUUGUCCGAUGAGUCUCAGUAAGUUCCCUCUGGCCCUUCUCGACGAGGUGAUCAGGCGUCGGGGUAAGGAUGAAAAGAAGGCCUACUGGAUGAAGAGCAGACGCAAAGAAGCUCAUGACCAAUUAUAUUGGAUAAAAUUUUUAACCAAGGCUGAGAUGAAGAAGCACCUUACUCUGGAACAACAACAACUCCUCAUGAAGGGAAGAAAGAAAAUGAUUGAGUUCUACUUGGAGGAGAAUGAUUACGACGAAGACACCUAUCUCGGCGAUCACGACGAAAGCGAUGAUGAGAAGGACGGCAAGGAGGAGUAGAUGAAGAAGAAACAGGUACUAGAUUGGUGGUUUGGAUCACAAUAACAUUGCCACCCUUUUGAAUAUUUGCUAUGUUUGUUUGGAUCUUCUUAUGGAUUGUUUGUUGCUAUGUUUGUUUGGAUCUGCUGCUUAUGGGAUGUUUGUUACUGUUUUAUAUGCUGUUGUUUAUCCCACUACUUACUGCUCUAUUGCUUUGUUAAAAUGUGCACUGAAAUUUUCAACUAUGUAUAAUAUGUAUGUUGUUUACUCAUAGAGAAAUCAGGGAUCUUCA